UCAUAAUCAAAAUGAUGUACAGACCAAAUUUUUAUGAAAGUACCUGUUUACGUUGUAACGAUAUUGUAUAUCAAGUUGAUCGUGUUGGUCCAUUAAAAGAUUUCACAUUCUUUCAUAGUGGCUGUUUUAAGUGUGCGGUGUGCGGGACAAAAUUAACGUUGAAAACAUAUUAUAAUAAUCAACAUCGACAAGAGGAUAAAGAAGUGUAUUGUAAUAGUCAUGUACCAAAAAUUGGACCAGGACAUUUAGAUCAAACGGCGGUUGGUAUACGAUCCGCGUUAAAUGUACCACGUAGUACGAAUUUUGUUAAUGAACAGAUACGUGGACAUGGACGAGGUACAUUCGAUGCUGAAGCGUUAAAUAUUCGAACACAUCUAAAUGGUUCAAAUAAUUAUCAACAGACAUCACCCACACAUCAUCGGGAUGCACAUUAUAGUAGUCAAAAUCAAUAUGCACAUCAAAAUCAGAAUUCAAAUUCACCAAAUUAUCAAUAUGGUCGUUUUGAUGCAUCUGCAUUACAUAUUGCGCAUGCAUUACGACAGACCGAAUUACAGAAAGCAUAUCAGAAAGCACGUGAAAAACCCAUUGAUUGUUAUUUGGACAAAGAUGAACAAACGAAAUUGGAAAUGAAACAUCGAAAAGAAGAAGACGAUUUAUACAGAAAAUUUGCUAGACAACGCGAAGAAGAAGAAAAACGUAUUCGAGAAGAAUUUAGGGAUGAAUGGGAAAAAGAACUUGAACGUUUGGCACAUAGAUUUGAACGUGAAAUGCAAGUAAAACGAAAACGACCUGACGAACAAAAUGUGCUUACUUUAAGACACCAACAAGAACGGGAAGAUUUAGAAAAAAAUAUGACCUUAAGGCGAGAUAAAAAGAAAGAAUCGAUUACCAGAAAAAUGUUGGAACACGAAAGAGCCGCAACAGCUGCUUUAGUUGAGAAACAAAGUCACGAAAUGUUAGAACUCAUCAACGAAAAACGUAGUGAAUAUAUGAUGGCUGAAUCAUUAUAUUUAGACGGAGACGUGGCUGAAGGAUAUGUUGAAGAAUUAUCACCAUACCCUAGUCGUGCACCCAUUCCAGCACCUCCGGCACUAUCAAAAUUCCAAAUUUAUAAUGAUCCGACAGAGUUUGCAGAGGUUGACCAAAUUGCUAUAUCAGUGGCGCAAGAAGAUCAAAAAACAUUCACGGACCUAGUUAGACAGUUAGUGGGACGAUGUGGUUCAGAUAUAGAGAAAGCCAGAACAAUUUUCCGAUGGAUAACUGUGAAAAAUUUGAAUACAAUGCAAUUCGACGAUAAUUUAAGAGGAGAUACACCAAUGGGAUUACUUCGUGGUAUUAAACAUGGAACGGAAAGUUACCAUGUUCUAUUCAAAAGACUUUGCAGUUACGCUGGUUUACAUUGUGUUGUUAUCAAAGGCUAUUCAAAAUCAGCGGGAUACCAACCAGGUGUACGAUUUGAAGAUAAUCGAUUUAGGAAUUCAUGGAAUGCUGUGUAUGUUGCUGGAGCAUGGCGAUUUGUUCAAUGUAAUUGGGGUGCACGUCAUUUAGUGAAUGCAAAAGAAGCACCAAAAUCAGGCAACAAAGCAAAAUCGGACAGUUUACGAUACGAAUACGAUGAUCAUUAUUUCUUAACUGAUCCACGUGAAUUUAUUUAUGAAUUUUUCCCAUUACAAUCCGAUUGGCAAUUAUUAAAAACACCAAUUACAUUACAAGACUUUGAAGAGUUACCAUUUGUUCGUUCAUUAUUUUUCCGUUAUGGAUUAUAUUUCUCAGAUACAAAUACAAAAGCUGUUAUGUAUACAGAUUCAACAGGAGCUGCAACUGUUAGAAUAGCAAUGCCAGCACAUAUGCAAGGCAGUUUAAUAUUUCAUUACAAUUUAAAAUUCUACGACAGUGAUGGCGAUGGUUUUGAUGGUGUAUCGCUUAAACGAUUUGUUAUGCAGUCUGUUGUUGGAAAUCAAGUAGCCUUUCGUGUUCAUGCACCAUGUAGUGGUGCAUUUUUAUUAGAUAUUUUCGCAAAUGCUGUUACACCAAAAGAAUAUUUAACUGGUGAACCAAUGAAAUUUAAGAGCGUUUGUAAGUUUAAAAUAUGCUGCGAAGAAUUACAAACAGUUAUGGUUCCAUUACCAGAUUGUGCUAGCGGAGAAUGGGGUCCAACAAAAGCUACACGAUUAUUUGGUUUAGUUCCAAUUACACAUCAGGAUGCAUUGGUAUUUGCCGGACGUGAAUUAGAAAUACAAUUUCGUAUGUCACGACAACUCACUGAUUUCAUGGCAACAUUACAUAAAAAUGGUGUAGAAGAGAAACGUUUAUCGAAAUUUGUAACUCACGUAAUAUCCGACGAUAUUGUUACAUUUGCAAUAACAUUCCCAGAAGAAGGACAAUAUGGUUUAGAUAUUUAUACCAGAGAAUAUAGUUCGGCUAUUUCGACAUCAGGUGAAAAACAUUUAUUAACACAUUGUUGCAAAUAUUUAAUAAAUUCAUCGAAGCGUAAUUAAAGAAAGUUAUAGAUUAUAUUUUUUUGUACAGAAUUUAAAACAGUUGUCUAGAAUAUUCCAAAAAUUUUUAUAU
This is a messenger RNA of Chrysoperla carnea, 2571 nucleotides long. RefSeq names its product hillarin (gene Hil). Lineage: Eukaryota; Metazoa; Arthropoda; Insecta; Neuroptera; Chrysopidae. The transcript is spliced from 9 exons. The record is from RefSeq and is a predicted model, not a curated record. Bases 12 to 2498 code for a protein of 828 amino acids.